CCAUCAACCAGAAAUCCAUUGAUAAUGGAUAUAGGAAGAACACAAAUGAGAGAGAAGAUCUAUUUUUUUUGUAUGAUUGGAUCUUCAUUAGAAGAAGAAGAUAGAUGAAGUGUUUGUGUGUGUCAAAUUCUGCAUUAAUAUCGCCUAGGAAGAAGGCAUGCCCACAGAGCUUCUUCAACUGGGAUUUUGGCAGAAGCAAAAAACCAGAGCCCAUCUACUAUCAAGAUAUUGACCUCCCAUUCUCUCCUUCUCUUUUAUCCAAAACAUUCUUGAAAGGUAGGGAGCUGAAAUGCUGCUACAAGGCAAAAACAGAUGGAUUCAGCGCAACCGAAUUCCACAACAAAUGCGACUUUAAAGGGCCAUGCGUCAUCAUUGGCUACACAACUAGCAACUUCAAAUUUGGCGCCUUCAACCCCGAGGGCUACAGGAGCACCGACGACUAUUACGACUCCUUCGAUGCAUUCCUCUUCUACUGGCCCGACGACGACGACGACGGGGCCGCCCCCGUCGUCCUGCCCAAGGUUGGGGGCAGCGGAGCCGCCCUCUUCGACUACGCCCGUGGGGGCCCCCAGUUCGGGGCCGAUGGGCUCCUCAUCGGGCCGCCGCUGGCCCCCGUGAUGGGCGGGUUUGCGGGGCCCGAUACGAACUCGGGCGUCGGCGAUCUGAGGCAGGCUAGGUCUAGGCUGGGGCUGUCCUAUGCUAAGAGGGCUGAUGGGAAGGAGUCUUUAUUUGGGGAUGAGUCUAGGGUUACUCUUGAUCAAGUCUUGGUGUUUUGUAGUCCUCAAAUUGCUAGCUUGUAUUAGCCUCUUUUGUGUGUUGCAUUGCAUGACCUUCUAUUCAAUAUAAUGCAGUAAUAUCUAGCAAUAAUUUCCAAUAAA
Molecule: messenger RNA, 878 nt
Organism: Salvia miltiorrhiza (redroot sage)
Lineage: Eukaryota; Viridiplantae; Streptophyta; Magnoliopsida; Lamiales; Lamiaceae
Source: RefSeq, a predicted model, not a curated record